Molecule: messenger RNA, 939 nt
Organism: Cercospora beticola
Lineage: Eukaryota; Fungi; Ascomycota; Dothideomycetes; Mycosphaerellales; Mycosphaerellaceae
Source: RefSeq, a predicted model, not a curated record
AUGGCAGAUGGGAGUGAUGAUACACGACAGCAGCCGCGGAGCAGGCUGAGAAAGAACGAGAAAUCUCGCGCUUCAAAGGCGCGCAACAAAUUCAAAAAAUCACUGCCACAAAUCACCGAGGACAAUCUCCUUCAUUUCCAGCUUAUGCAUUUCGGCGAUGAUACGAAACCCAAUGAGUGGUUUGUGGAUGCACAAAAGGCACUGAACUUUGAGCUAGAGUACGAAGAGCCAGACGAUGAAUUGGGCUACUACGACGAUGGCGUCAAGCGAACGCUCACAGACGAGCAAAUUGCUGUUUUCCGACGUACAGAACUCUGGCAAAUGAAGCGCGCCCAGGAAUUACAGCAACAAGAAGAACGUGAAGCAAAGGCAGCCAUCGCUGAGCAAGACGGGAGAGCCGCGUCGCCUGUUUCAGACGUUUCCAGCCUGGAGGACGAAUUGCUUGCAUUCGCAACUGCUCAGCGCAAGGACUCCCGACCCGCGCUCGCGCCACCUUCACCCAAGCAACGCCAGCAUUCGCAGAGUGGGCGCAGUGAAGCAACUUCGAGUUCUACUGGAUCUAGAAAACGCAAACGAACGCGGGACGUCCCGUACGACCAGCGGCAUAAGCGUAAAUGGGAAGGCUAUAUCAACAACAAAGACCCGAUCGAAGGAUCUGUCACUCAUCGUCGCUUAGCUCGAGAGAUGGACGACCAACAGAACGAGACUAUUGAGAUGGAUUAUUGAAGAUAUCCGGAUCACUUCUUAGACUCACCACCGUCAGCUUGGCCAAACCUUGCAGUUGUUUUUGUUGCUGAAGUUUUCAGCAGUCCCGUGCGGCUCACAAGAUGCCUGCAGCAUGGGCUUGAGCCGCGACACAGGCAGGUCUCGCACUAUUCCCAAGCACCCGCGGUCCUAUCUCUUCUUCGUCGCCAGAAUGCCAGUCACAGGAACAAGGCA